Suillus clintonianus is the source of this 2487-nucleotide messenger RNA. RefSeq lists its product as uncharacterized. Lineage: Eukaryota; Fungi; Basidiomycota; Agaricomycetes; Boletales; Suillaceae. The record is from RefSeq and is a predicted model, not a curated record. The transcript is spliced from 16 exons. The coding region runs from base 1 to 2487 and encodes 828 amino acids.
AUGGCAGAGCCGCAUGGUUUCAGGACGCAUUGCACUGCCUGCGCAAAAUUACACUCAAUUGCAGUUAAUGUCCCAAUCGAUGCACAUCGUGCAGCUGAGCAAGCUGACAAUCUGAAUCAACAGCAUCAAGCAACUCGGCACAAUGUUGAUGAUAUUCAGACUGAAUAUCACCCCAACUCUGGAAUCCCGGCGCAAACACGAACAUUCUCGACGUUUCAGCGCAACAUUUUGGAAGACCCACCAAUUCCCGAUACACAACCUUGGGCAGCUGAACUUGCUCAUGAAGCUGCCCUUAGCCAGCCUCAAAUUGACCGGCUGAUCAACCUUUUGCAUUGCUCGAAGCAGGAUUCAGAGUCUUUCACCCUCCGCAACUACAAAGAUGUUCGGAACGCGUGGAGUGCUAUCUCCCAUCGUCUAACUCCAUUUAAAAAGCAAACCAUCCAAGUGCCUUACGAUGGGGUUGAUCAACAAUUCACCCUUUACUACCGGGACUUAUGGGACUGGGCAUGCGACCUUCUUCGAGACCCUUAUAUUGGCCCCCAAUUUACCUUUGACACUCAACGCCUGUCGAAGUUUGAUGGGAAUACAUUUUCGUCUAUGCCUGGCCAUGCAAAGCCGCUUGCCUUUAUCCUCUAUGCAGUUAAGGCAAAGUUGUCUUCCUUUGGGGUUGGUGGUGGUCUAGUUGUCGCAUGGCUCCCCAUUGUCAAAGAUGAUGCCUCGAAGUCGGGAAAACAGAAAUUCGCAGAUUUUAAAGCAACAGUUUGGCACAAGUCCUUCAAGCAAAUACUCAAGUGUCUUAAAUCGAAGAGGAAGCGUGGUGGAUGGGUCGAGUGUUGGGAUAAAUCUCAAUGCCUUUCCUUUCCUUUUGUCCCGAUCUUGUCUGCAGACUACGAGGAGCAAUGUGUUAUGUCCCUGAUCCGUGGAGUCAUGGGAAAAUUUCUGUGUCCCAUUUGCUUGGUUCCCCGUGACGAGUUGCAUAGUCUGUUGAACACCUGGCCACUUCGCACAUGCCGCAGUUCAGUUCGCCUGCUCAGGAAGGCAAGAGGGAAGUCCAUGAAGGCAAAGCGAGAGAAGAAAUUGAAGUCUCAGUUGCUCAGAGAUGUUGAACUUCUGGACGUCUUUCGUGCCCUUUGUUUCGACCGCCCCCAUACCCACCAUGAAGGACUGUGGGGGAAACACUUGUGGAUCGAGCUGCAAAAACGGAUUCAUGAAGCCAGUAGACAAGCUGUGACUAUGAUAGAUGAAGGGUUCGCAGCAGCGCCAAGGUGGCGGAAUCUCAACCAUUUCAACGGAGUAAUGGGAAUUAGCUUCGCUGAUGGGACAAAGUACGAGGACAUACUAAAGUUGAUCGUGUUUGUUGCUCAUGACGUACUUGAUCCUGAAGUACAUGAGCUCGGAUAUCUCCUCCUUCGAUGUAUUCGAGCCCAUUUAGAUGUAGACAUGUUCCCGGCUCUUGAAGUGCACACCAUGGAGACCCUUGCGGCUGGUCGAGGCGCUCUUGGCGAGUUUUCAAGACUCAUGGAUAAAUAUAUGUCUAAAUGUGGAUCGGAAGUGAAAAAUUGGAAUUUUCCAAAGCAUCACUUAUCUGUUCACCUUUUUGAGGAUAUCAAGGCCAAAGGCGUUACUCGGAAUUUCAACACCAAACCUAACGAGAAAGCACAUAGACCCCUGAAAAAAUCUUACCAGCUCCGAACAAAUUUCAAACAAGUUGCAGACCAGAUCUUAUGCGCAGACCAUUGGAGCCUUGUAUCGGCAUGGAUUUGCUAUCGCCUCAAUGAUCUUGACGACUAUAAUGCAAGAAAAGAAGCAAGCGCUCUUGGCGGUUCAGAUUUGGAUUUGGAUGCAGAUGACACAGCCCCGGACGAGACAGUUAAUAUGCCUAGAUCGGAAUCCAGUUUUCAUAUCAAGCUUGGUUCACGUCAGUGUAUAUCCUCGAUAAAUGCCAUUCAGCAAGCACACCUCGAAGACCCAGCAUUUCAUCAGUUUCAUACCAAACUUAACCGCUUUCUUAACACGAUACCCAUCAUUACACGGAAUGGAUGUGUUGCACUUGAAUUGGAUGCUGAUACAGUGACAGAAUUCUGUUACUUGAAAGCAAACUUCGAGUCGACGGUUGAUUUUCGGACGUCAAAAGACUACCUCCGCUACUCCCCGAUGUUCCACAAUGCGCCAAGAUAUGACUCCGUCAUUAGUCACUUGAUCUUCGUGUUCAUGUGCUUGGUUGGAGAUGCAAGUUACCCCAUGGCUCUCAUUCAUCCUUGCGACGCCCCCAUUCAAAAUCGGCCUUUGAAGGACAGGCACCUAGGGUUAUGGCAAGUUAGAGCUCAACCUUGGCGUAAGAGUGAGUUUGUCUUCGCUGAUUCGAUUAUCAGGGAGGCACUGUUGCUUGAGGAUUGCUCGCAGCCUGGUGACUUCUUUGUUGUCGAUUCUGUCGACACUGAUAUGUUCCUUUGCAUGAAACUUCACAAAGACUCUCAUAUAUACUGA